UUGAUCGCUCGGCAAACGUACCUAGCUGCUUUGCCGUCUUAAACUCGUCUAUUGGCUGCGUUCAGCAGAGAAAGCAGCUUUACAACCCAUGGGCUUUACUGUCUUGUGGCCUUUAAUCCCUAGUGACAUUUGGUUAACUAAAGUUUAGCAAAAUAGUCAAAAUAUUGGUUUUCAACCGGAACAAGUGAUUGUUCUCUUGAGAUAAAUCCUUAAUUAAUUAAAGAAAAACUGUACAUAUAUAUUGACAUGUCAUUGUCUCAUUGACAUCAAAGGAGUUCAUGUAGAUAUUGAAGAGGUAGAAGAUGUAUUAAUGUAGAGAAUUUCAGUUUUACAAAUCACGGACACACUUUUAUCCAUAUAAUGGCUGGAAAUUGCAAGAGAGUAAUAUUGUGUAAAGGAUUAUCUGAAAAGAGCAACAUGCAAGAAAUGUAUAUCAAAACAUUGGAAUCAGCCGGUUAUAAUUGCGAAUGUUUACAAACUUUGCAAUUUGAAUUUGUGAAUAUUUCAGAUCUGCGAACAUGUUUAUCAGUAGCUGACAAAUAUAGUGGUUUAAUAUUAACAAGUCCUCGUACAGUUGAAGCUGUUGCAUUGGCAAUAAAAGAAGAUACUAGUAUUCUGUACCAUUGGGAACAUAUGCCAGCGUACUGUGUAGGAUCUAUGACAGAAUCUCUCGCAAGAAAUCAACUUAACUUGCAACAUUGUGUAGGCAGUCAGUCUGGUAAUUCAAAGCAAUUGGCUGAAAAAAUUGUUCUUGAUAUAAAAAAAGAUUCCAAACCAUUAUUGUAUCCAUGCAGUGAAAUUGCACGUGAAACUAUUUCUUGUAUUGUUGGAGAUAGUGGAAUUUCAAUAGAAAAGAUUGUAGUUUAUAGAACGUUAGAGAGCAAAACUCUUGAACAAGAAUUGCCAAAAAUACUCGAGGAAUCUCCUGGUAUAUUCGUUUUUUUCAGUCCAUCUACAGUUGAGCAUAUUACAGCGCAACUUAAGAAAAAUUUUUGUAGUAUCAAAGAUAUAAAAGCAGUAGCAAUAGGACCUGUAACAAAAGAUGCAUUAAUUGAUUCUGGUUUCAAUGUAUAUGCUACUGCGAAUAAACCUGAACCAGCAGCUUUGAUGCAAGCGAUCAUAGCUGCUGAAUCUACGGAAACUUUAAAAAAGAAAAAUUUGUAACGUGACGUGUUUUGGGUUGUUUGUCACAAGGAUCGACCUCGAAAAGUUGCAAACCAAAUUGGUGCAUAGUUUAUAGACAAUGUAAUAUGCGUUUGCAAAUUUGUAUAUAAGUAUUAUUAAGUCCAAAGGAUCCGCUCC
Molecule: messenger RNA, 1302 nt
Organism: Cyphomyrmex costatus
Lineage: Eukaryota; Metazoa; Arthropoda; Insecta; Hymenoptera; Formicidae
Gene: Uros1
Product: Uroporphyrinogen III synthase 1
Exons: 3
Coding region: 361-1164 (267 amino acids)
Biological process (GO): uroporphyrinogen III biosynthetic process
Cellular component (GO): cytosol
Molecular function (GO): uroporphyrinogen-III synthase activity
Source: RefSeq, a predicted model, not a curated record